This is a messenger RNA of Cryptomeria japonica (Japanese cedar), 1299 nucleotides long. RefSeq lists its product as uncharacterized. The record is from RefSeq and is a predicted model, not a curated record. NCBI's taxonomy places the organism in Eukaryota, Viridiplantae, Streptophyta, Pinopsida, Cupressales, Cupressaceae. The coding region runs from base 489 to 989 and encodes 166 amino acids. The transcript is spliced from 2 exons.
ACUGUGAGCAAAUUUCGAAUGGACAGCCAUGACCAGAACACCAGUCCAGGCCCCACUGGGCGGUGCAAUUUGAGCCACGCAAGCUCAGCUCUAAAUGAAUUCAUGCCUUGCCCCAUAGCCAGAUAAAUAGCUGAAGAACAGUAUUUAACAUGACAGUUUUUCUCUUUCACUGUAAAGAUGAGGCUCUGCCCCUAGCUGUACAGCAUCAUCUUAAUCCGUCAAAUGGUCGGCCAAUCUCCCUGCUUCUUUAAUGUACUGGGAGAAGUAACAAGGCCGUAGUACUGAUGCUGACGGAAAGUUGAAUUGCCGACAAAUCCGUGGUCCGAACAAUCGAUUCAUAUUGUCAUACAGCUCAUACUUUUUGUCAUGGGGCUGCGGGUCGCAGACUCAAAAUAGCAGCUUUAAUUCCAGAGGACGAUUUCAGAGUCGAAAUCGAAAAAAAAAAAAAAAUUUUGCCUGCUGCAAACUGAACAAAAUCGGGUCUUUUUAUGGAUGGGCCGCAGCACUCAUGGCUAUCUAAUGGGCGGAUGAGAAUAUUGACAGAUUCCUCUGAUCGACGAGACGUCAGCACAACGGGAAAGCCCCCCAUGGGUUUUCCUUUCGGCACCGCCGUUAUUCUUUUUCUAGUUUUGGGCAUCAGUGCUUUGUUUUCCUGCUGUUAUCACUGGGAAAAGAUCCGAAACAUGCACCACCGCCGCCAUUAUCGAAGCGGUGGCGGCGGUGACGGCGGAGGAAAUUCCUCAUUGCGCCCAACCAGUCGUUCUAGUUUCAUGCCGCCUGCAACUGCUCCGCCCAAUUGGAGCAGCCCCAGCAAGAACACUCAAAUCCACCAGAGCCGAAGGAGUUUGCCGGUAAUGAUGCCCGGAGAUGACGUUCCGAAGUUCUUGGCAAUGCCGUCUCCUCACGGAUUUGCGCCGCAAAACAUCGGAGGCAGUGCUGUGGCGUCCUCCCAGACGAAUCAAUCCAAACGGAUUUUCAUCCACCAUUGAUUUAAAGUUUUGCAGGCAUUUACAAGGUUUUUUUGUGGGUGUUUAUACUGUUAAACAGAAAUGUACAGGUUUUAUAUGAUGUAGAAUGAAAUGACUGUUUGCAGGCUUUGUCGAUGGAUUCAUUGAAUGUUCUCAAUUUUUUUUGUGGAGCAUAUCAAUUGACAGCUACAUAGAUUUUAAUUUCUGGUCCGCUGUAUACUUUUGUUUGAAUGGCUUAUCUGAAAUAUGAGUGUUGGGAGUGAGUUUGAGUACUGUACAUUGAAAUGGAUGGAACGAAAGAAUGGAAUCUGCACCCACUUCGUCUUCUUCA